Messenger RNA from Diutina rugosa, 1638 nucleotides. RefSeq names its product mitogen-activated protein kinase kinase (gene PBS2). NCBI's taxonomy places the organism in Eukaryota, Fungi, Ascomycota, Pichiomycetes, Serinales, Debaryomycetaceae. The transcript has a single exon. Gene Ontology annotation, biological process: cellular hyperosmotic response; protein phosphorylation; MAPK cascade. Gene Ontology annotation, molecular function: MAP kinase kinase activity; ATP binding. The record is from RefSeq and is a predicted model, not a curated record. The coding region runs from base 1 to 1638 and encodes 545 amino acids.
AUGGGCGACAAACAGCCCAACGUGCUGCUGCCGGCGCCGCCGCCGAUCCUGCUGCUGAUGCUGCUGGACAUCCAGGCCCGGUUGCUUGCGUUCCAGAAACUGCGCAACCCGGAGGCGGCGCUGCCCGUGGGGUCGUUGCUGAGGCUGCUGCUGAUGAACGCCGGCCGCCCUCCCCUGGCUCCCCCCCUGGAUAUUGGAGAUGCUGGUAUUGAUGCCGGGGUCCACAUUCGUCCCCACGCCAAUCUGGAGCCGCAACUUCCCCCGACAAACCCUCCUUUGGUCAAGAAACCGUCGCUUUCUCAAAGACGGGGGAUGAAGCUUGAUAUGAGUGAACUCGCUCAAACCAAGCCUAUCGCGCCUGAGCUGAAACUGGACCUGGCGGUACCGACCACCACCAACGGAAACAAACGCAAAUUCAACCUCAAAUUGCCGCUGGCGCCCGCGGUGCCUCAAUCGCCUUCGAAAGCUACAAAUACCGAUUCUAAUGGCAACGGGGCCCCGCUGUUGUUUGACCUGUACAAAAAGUAUAUUGAUAUCCAGCUGGGAGAGCUCAAAUUCGCCGGAAAAGCUCUGCUUCACUCGAAAGGGGUCGACUUUAGUAGCGGCCAUCUGUUUCGUAUUUCACUUGACGAACUCGAAUACAUCGAAGAAAUUGGCCGUGGUAACUAUGGCUGCGUGCUGAAAGUAUUACAUAAGCCUACGGGGGUGACGAUGGCGAUGAAAGAAGUGAGACUUGAACUUGACGAGACCAAAUUCACCCAGAUCUUAAUGGAAUUGGACGUGCUUCACCGGUGUACGCUGCCGUAUAUUGUUGACUUUUACGGUGCUUUUUUUGUCGAGGGAGCAGUGUACAUGUGUAUGGAGUACAUGGACGGCGGCCUGUUGGAUAAGAUUUAUGGCCAAAAUUAUGGGGUACAAGACGAACAGCUGUUGGCGUAUAUUUCCGAGUGUGUGAUCCGGGGCCUUAAGGAGCUUAAAGAUACUCAUAAUAUCAUCCACCGCGACGUCAAACCAACGAAUAUUUUGGUCAAUACUCAGGGGAAGGUGAAGUUGUGCGAUUUUGGCGUAUCGGGUAAUUUGGUGGCGCUGUUGGCUAAAACCAAUAUUGGUUGCCAACUGUAUAUGGCUCCCGAACGCAUCUAUACUGGUUCCAACCCGAUGGACCUGACAUAUCUGGUACAACUGGACGUAUGGUCUCUUGGGAUUACCAUACUAGAAAUUGCCUGUGGCCACUACCCUUACCCGCCAGAAACUUACGGCAAUAUCUUUUCCCAAUUACUGGCGAUUGUCGAUGGUGAUCCGCCCAAAUUGGAUAGCGGUCGGUUUACGGAGUUGGCGCAAAACUUCGUCAACCAGUGCCUCCAAAAAAAUCCGGAUACGCGGCCGCUGUACUCUGAAUUGCUAGCUAAUCCGUGGCUUGGAGGGUAUAAGCACGAGGAGUGCGAGGCGGCGUUGGCGCUGGAGGUGAACUGCCGCCAGCAACGCGGCAAAAGUGGUGGUAGUGGUGGUAGUAGCGUGGCGGCGCUGGCGCCUAAGCCGCCGCAGAUGGCGCUGGCGAUUCUUAAGAAACCGGUGGUGGCGCAGGGACGACGCCCGGCGCCGUCGUCGUUGGCUCAGAAUAGAGGGUUUGGUAGAUAA